AUGCUGCAAGAGGUCCGCACGUUGUUGUUCACUCCCUCGCGAGACAAGGGGGUUCGCCGAUGGCAACAGGCCGCUAUCACAUUUUUCGGACUAUGGGGCAUAAGCAUAUUUUUCAUGAUCUCCACCUCCUUUCUUAUCGUCUCCGUGCAGGCUCUUGUGCUGCUGAACACAGCUGCUUCGCUCACGGCUGCCACCGUGACCCAGUCUCUGUGCAGCCGCGCUGGCACUCAGCAGAGCUACCCCUUCGGUUUUGGAUUGUAUCGUCUCAGCGUCGUCGUGCGUCUCGGCAGCACUGUCUUUCUAGUAUUUGGUUGUGUGACAACCGUGGUGGAGUCUCUGCACCGCGGCACUCACGGGCACCACUCGAACCCCUUUUUCCUUCUCGCCCUCGGUGGCGUGCAGCUCCUAUCACAGUUGGUCUUCCUCCGUGAUGUCUGCCUCACCGAUCGCGUGACGGGGCACCGCGGCAUGGCCGGCGCGCACAGCGAGGACCUUCUUCAUUCGCUCUGUGCUUCUGCGUGCAGCGGCAGGCGUGGGAUGGUAGGUGGAGGUUUCUUUGAGGAGUUCCACAGCCCCUCGAGCGCAUUGGCUCAGUCUCAGCCGCCUGGGGGAUCACCGGUGGCACACACCCCCUCUUGUGGCGCACAACGCACUAUGCGCCGCAAUUGUACGCAAACUGUCGUUUACCUGCUGUGCCCCAUCACGUGCGUCGUCACCAGCCUGUUGAUGGUCGCAACAGACAGCAGCCUACCUGACGUGGCCGGGGCGCUGUGCCUGGCCGUCUAUUACGCCUACGUCGGAUAUCAGAAUGGACGCGACAUGCUCGACUUGCUCAUGAACAAGUGUGUGACCGACCCGAGGCGGUUGCGCAACUUGGAACGAUGCGUGCGCAACAUUAGGAUGCUGGACGGUGUGCUGCAGGUGCAGUCGACCGUGUGGUGGAACCUGAAUGUGUCGGAGAGUAUGCUGCUCAUUCGUUUACAACUCAUGUCUGCCUCUGAUGCGUGCAGCGUGUCGCAAGCAGUACGCACGCAGCUGGCUGAGCUUGCGACGUAUGUUUAUGUGGAGUGCUUUCCCGCCAACGGUGCGAACUAUCUCGGGCGCAGCACCCAGCUGUCGUGGGGUGAACCGCUGAUGGGUGCACAUGGGCACAGCCACGGCGUGCACGUUCACAGCCAUGGAGGUCUCCAAGGUCACGAACACGGACACAGUCAUGGCAAUGGGCACGACAGCGACAACGGCCACCACGACCACGGCUGCGACCAUUCGCAUAGUCACUUGUUUGUCCGCAAAGGCGAGGUCAACUUGUCAGCCACUAGACACUCCAACGAGUUUGGUAACAUCAACGGUGACCCGCGAAGGGGCUCUGUCGGCGCUACUUUGCCCUACGGAGAGCAGGGGUUUCCUGCAGCAGUCUCUUCUACUGCCUACGCGAGUGGGGCACCGGCUGCAGUAGCGUUUCCUAUACCGCCGACAUCCACGAACGGUGGAUGUGACUCGCCAGCUAAGCGGCAUGGCCUUGUGAGCGGCGUUCCAUCCAUCGGCAGUCCCUCUUUGGGGAAGCCGUUGCCCAUGGCAUAUGAUGCGGCGAACAGCAGCGCCACUUCGGCGGCGCCGUCACCAUUUACAGGCUUUCCACAUGACGCAUCUAAUUUUUGCGGUGAGGGCCGUACGAACGCAUUCAGUCGUCUCGCCCAGCACGUACCUGGCGACACAGCGGCUGAGGCUGCUGAUUCCACUAGCUUCCCAGCCAUGCCGUCGUCUCGUCAGCCGGUUAUUCCGCCCCCGGUCUUCACGCCGUUCCGAGACGGUGGUGUGCAUAUCGGCAGCGAGGUGAGGAGAGGCGCACCUCACAGUGCAACCUAUGACCACGUGUGA
This is a messenger RNA of Leishmania mexicana MHOM/GT/2001/U1103, 1878 nucleotides long. RefSeq lists its product as hypothetical. Bases 1 to 1878 code for a protein of 625 amino acids. Lineage: Eukaryota; Euglenozoa; Kinetoplastea; Trypanosomatida; Trypanosomatidae. Gene Ontology annotation, cellular component: membrane; Golgi apparatus. The transcript has a single exon. Gene Ontology annotation, molecular function: zinc ion transmembrane transporter activity. Gene Ontology annotation, biological process: zinc ion transport; transmembrane transport; intracellular zinc ion homeostasis. The record is from RefSeq and is a predicted model, not a curated record.